AUGGGGCUCGACGGAGAGAUUUCAAAAACGCAAAAUGAUUUGGAUCAUUUCAAAUGUGGAAUUUGUUUCGAGAUAUUUAAAGACCCUUUGGAAUUAUGCUGCUGUAAUAAAAAUAUUUGCAGCAUGUGUAUCAACGAUUGGCUUAAAAACAAAACUCGGAAUGACAAAGUAUGCCCGUUUUGUCGAGGCUCACAGCAUCCGAGGAGAACGAAAAAGAACAAAGUAUUUUGUGAAAUUCUUGAGUCGACAAAUCUUGUCUGUAAAAACGAUUGGUGUCGAGCACUUAUUCCUUAUGGAAAUUAUAAAAAUCAUGUUGAUGGUUGCAAUUCCGCUUUAUCAAAACUUUGUGAUUUCUGUGGCAUCGGUGUUUUGCAACGAAAGAUGAAAAAACAUCAAGAAGAAGAAUGCGCUCCAUCUUUAUUAUAUCAACUGACCGUAUUGAGAGGCAGUAUGAAAGAAUCAUCAUUGAAGAAAGAUAAUUCUGAGAGAGAACUCAAAAUUGUUCAAUCAUCAAAGAAAAACGACGAGGAUCCAUCACUUGUAAAGAUUUGUGACAAACUCGAAUUACUUGAGAAGGAAAUCUUUUCAAAAGAAAAAUCAAAUGAAAUUGUCGCGGACAUAAAAGAAGAAGUCAAAUCACUGAAACAACAAAUUAUUUAUGACCGGGAAAUUAUGCUUCGAAAUAUUAUGGAUAAAUUUGAAUCGUUCGACAAAGAAGAUUCUCAAAAGCUUAAAAAAGCUCUUGAAGAUCUCAAACAGCGCGAAUUGAAAAUCGACUUUCUCCAGUCUCAAAUAGGUAGUCCUAUCUUCGAUGAUGCUCUGUACCUCAAUGAUAAUUUUGACAUUUAUUAUUGA
Oikopleura dioica is the source of this 855-nucleotide messenger RNA. NCBI's taxonomy places the organism in Eukaryota, Metazoa, Chordata, Appendicularia, Copelata, Oikopleuridae. The record is from the annotation of a GenBank genome assembly.